GGGGCCAAUGAUAGGGCGGCGAGCGGUGGGGUCCGGCCUUGACGUUGUGCAGCUCGCUGUGGAGUUUAUUUGGCUCUGGAGCCCCUCGCCGCCGCCAUUAGGAGCCCGCAGCGCCCGAGGACGCCCCCUUCCUCUGUUCCCCUCCCCCUCGGGGCCCCCUCGCCUCCGCGCCUGCUCUCUGCCCCUGUACCCCGGUCUCCGGCAGUCGGGAGCCGUGCGCGGCCCACGGAGACCAUGUCCUGACUGAGGGGGGAGGGCGGAGGCGGCACGGAGGGAGGCGGAGAGGGGCCCGGCUCGGCUCGUCGCCGGGGGCUGCUCGGGGAGUUGCCGCUGCCGCCGGACGCCGAGCAUCGGACUGGGAGGAGGAGCAGGAGCUGGAGGAGGAGCCGCCGCCGCCGCCAGCCUCCUGCCUGACAUAACUCACUUCAAGAAGUGCACAAUGUCAGAACGUGGAAUUAAGUGGGCAUGUGAAUACUGUACGUAUGAAAACUGGCCGUCUGCAAUCAAGUGUACCAUGUGUCGUGCCCAAAGGCCGAGUGGAACGAUUAUUACAGAAGAUCCAUUUAAAAGCGGGUCUAGUGAUGUCGGUAGAGAUUGGGACCCUUCCAGCACCGAAGGAGGAAGUAGUCCUUUGAUAUGUCCAGACUCUAGUGCAAGACCCCGGGUUAAGUCUUCGUACAGCAUGGAAAAUGCAAAUAAAUGGUCGUGCCACAUGUGCACAUACUUGAACUGGCCAAGAGCAAUCAGAUGUACCCAGUGCUUAUCCCAGCGUAGGACCAGGAGUCCCACUGAAUCUCCCCAGUCCUCCGGGUCUGGCUCAAGACCAGUUGCUUUUUCUGUUGAUCCUUGCGAGGAAUACAAUGAUAGAAAUAAACUGAACACGAGGACCCAGCAUUGGACUUGUUCUGUUUGCACGUAUGAAAACUGGGCCAAGGCUAAAAAAUGUGUUGUUUGCGAUCAUCCCAGACCUAAUAAUAUUGAAGCAAUAGAGUUGGCAGAAACUGAAGAGGCUUCUUCAAUAAUAAAUGAGCAAGACAGAGCUCGAUGGAGGGGAGGCUGCAGCAGUGGUAACAGCCAAAGAAGAUCGCCUCCUGCUACGAAACGAGACUCGGAAAUGAAAAUGGAUUUUCAGAGGAUUGAAUUGGCUGGGGCCGUUGGCAGCAAGGAGGAACUUGAAGUGGACUUUAAAAAAGUAAAGCAGAUUAAAAAUAGGAUGAAAAAGACCGAUUGGCUCUUCCUCAAUGCUUGUGUGGGGGUUGUAGAAGGUGAUUUAGCUGCUAUAGAAGCAUACAAGUCAUCAGGAGGGGACAUUGCACGGCAGCUAACUGCAGACGAAGUGCGCUUGCUGAACCGUCCUUCUGCUUUCGACGUUGGCUACACUCUGGUCCACCUGGCCAUACGGUUUCAGAGGCAGGACAUGCUCGCCAUACUGCUUACGGAGGUGUCUCAGCAGGCAGCAAAGUGUAUUCCAGCCAUGGUGUGUCCUGAACUGACAGAGCAGAUCCGCCGCGAGGUGGCGGCCUCUCUCCAUCAGAGAAAGGGGGACUUCGCCUGCUACUUCCUAACUGACUUGGUGACAUUCACAUUGCCAGCAGAUAUUGAAGACUUGCCUCCAACAGUCCAAGAAAAACUAUUUGAUGAGGUGCUUGAUAGAGAUGUUCAAAAAGAGUUAGAAGAGGAAUCUCCAAUUAUAAAUUGGUCCUUGGAAUUGGCUACACGCUUGGACAGUCGGUUGUAUGCACUUUGGAACCGGACUGCGGGAGACUGCCUCCUUGAUUCAGUACUGCAAGCUACCUGGGGCAUCUAUGACAAGGACUCAGUGCUUCGGAAGGCCCUGCAUGACAGCCUGCACGACUGUUCACACUGGUUUUAUACACGUUGGAAAGAUUGGGAAUCAUGGUAUUCUCAGAGCUUUGGUUUACAUUUUUCCUUGAGAGAAGAACAGUGGCAAGAAGACUGGGCAUUUAUACUCUCUCUUGCUAGUCAGCCUGGAGCAAGUUUGGAACAGACACACAUUUUUGUACUUGCACAUAUUCUUAGACGACCAAUUAUAGUUUAUGGAGUAAAAUAUUAUAAAAGUUUUCGGGGAGAAACUUUAGGAUACACUCGGUUUCAAGGUGUGUAUUUGCCUUUGUUGUGGGAACAGAGCUUUUGUUGGAAAAGUCCGAUCGCUCUGGGCUAUACGAGGGGCCACUUCUCCGCUUUGGUUGCCAUGGAAAACGAUGGCUAUGGCACCCGAGGUGCUGGUGCUAACCUGAACACUGAUGACGAUGUCACCAUCACUUUCCUGCCUCUGGUGGACAGUGAGAGGAAGCUGCUGCAUGUGCACUUCCUGUCUGCUCAGGAGCUAGGUAAUGAGGAACAGCAAGAAAAACUGCUCAGGGAGUGGCUGGACUGCUGUGUGACCGAGGGCGGCGUCCUCGUUGCCAUGCAGAAAAGCUCUCGGCGGCGAAAUCACCCUCUGGUCACACAGAUGGUCGAAAAAUGGCUUGACCGCUACCGACAGAUCCGGCCUUGUACAUCCCUGUCUGACGGAGAGGAAGAUGAAGAUGAUGAAGAUGAAUGAAAAGAAAUCAAAGAGCAGAAGACCAAGGUAGCAGCUCUGUGGCGAACCCCAAAUUAGUGUGGGUUCCACGCACUGUGCAUGGCAUGGAACGCACAAAGCUGGGAGGACCUGCUCAGAAGGGUUUCUCUGAUCCACACCCAAUGGAGAUGACGCAUCUGCCGCGUGAGGACGCAGAGAACGUUGUUUGGACUACAGUUUGUAAAAAAACAAAAAAAACUUAAUUUUAUUAAGACAGAACUUUUUUUCCUCUCAAAUCGUAAAUCUGUCUAUAAAUGUAACGCAUGUGGUUGUGUAAGAAGUUGUGUAAUAGGAAAAGCUCUACCAGCAUCUUCAUGUUUUUGAGGCGUUUUUCCAGCAUGGGCACCUCCAAAAGCACAUGGCAGAUGCCUCUUUGUUCCUUUGAGAUAGUCAUUCUUUUUUUUUUUUUUUUUUUAAAGUAGAACCUGGCAUUCUACUUCCAUCUUAAAAGAAGGUCUCAUUAGAGCUCCUUAGAGAUUGGGAAACUUUUUAUACAAAUUGUCCACAGCAAAACAAAAACAAAAAAUAAGCUUUUAUUUUAUUAUUUAGUUCUUGUUGUGCCCAAUAAAAACAAAUCUUUAAGGAACAAACUGCAGGCAAGUUAGAAUUUUUUAUUGAGUGAACUUCAUAUAAGACAUCCCCUUGUUUUGGUUUCUAUGAUUUCACCUUUUUCAAGUUUCUGAUCUGCCCCCUUCAGUAUUUAGGUGUUUGUUUGGAAGAGUGCCCUUAGAACAAGGGUUCUUGCCCGACCGGGCAGCAGUUUCUUGGUGAGCAGCUCUUCCCUGGGUUUAAAUGUGGGAAGUGCUUGGGCAGCAGGCCCGGUUCCUGACGGAAUGAAUGGUGGCAUCUGCUCACAUGACCCGAUUGACAAUGUCGUACUCCCAAAUUGCCACGCAGAGGGUCUUGGGAUUCUCACUGUCUUUUACCAUCAACUCUGCUUUAAGCAAAUCGUACUACAGAGGCAUGCCUUUGCUUGGGCUAUUUGGGAAUAUCUGUUCAGUACAGAAUAAAGAUUUUAAAAUGCAGUAAGGUGGUAAAUGCAUUGUAUUCAUGAAUUUCUCAGUGGGUAGUCUGAGAAUUUUUGCAUGUUGGUUAAUUGUGGCCAUUCUUAUUUCAAGUUAAAACUAUAAUCUUAGGUAGAAAAACUUUUUAUAAGAAGUAUUAUUUGACCACUUCAGGUAUACAUUCAAUAUGGGUAAAAAUUUCAGACCUAUCUCAGGAACACACAGACUUAGUGUCCUGAUAAGCACUUUGUAGACUAUGGAUGUGGCGAGGAAUUUGGGAAGACACACACACACACACACACUCACUCACUCACUCACUCUUCCUUUUCCUUUGAUGAAAAGGCUGUGAAAACCUUUCAAUAUUUGCUUCUUGUUUUCUUCCGAGUUCUGUUUAGAUGAUAUUGAAAUGUGCAUAACCUUAAAAUUGAUGCUGGUAUACUAAAAAUAGAAAAAUACCCAGAUGUCAUGUCUUUAGUUCUUUCUCCCCUCUCUAAACACUCAUUGAAAGGUGUUCCCAGGAUAAAAGGAUAACUUGCUGCAUGCUAGAACUUGCAGGAAAAAUGUUUGCAAUUUGAUUCCAUAUAAAUGAAUUUUGAUACAUUAUAAUGGUAAAUGUUACUGUUCCCAGUGGUUAAUAUUUUCUUACAAAUUGAUGUUGUGGUUUGCUUUCAUUUUGGUCAGUAAUGAAUCAUUUUUCAACAGGC
Messenger RNA from Hipposideros armiger (great roundleaf bat), 4292 nucleotides. It is a transcript of the gene ZRANB1, whose product is annotated as zinc finger RANBP2-type containing 1. Gene Ontology annotation, molecular function: cysteine-type deubiquitinase activity; K63-linked polyubiquitin modification-dependent protein binding. The coding region runs from base 440 to 2566 and encodes 708 amino acids. Lineage: Eukaryota; Metazoa; Chordata; Mammalia; Chiroptera; Hipposideridae. The record is from RefSeq and is a predicted model, not a curated record. The transcript has 10 exons. Gene Ontology annotation, biological process: protein K33-linked deubiquitination; cytoskeleton organization; positive regulation of Wnt signaling pathway. Gene Ontology annotation, cellular component: cytoplasm; nucleus.